CACACACAUAUUUGCAUCGCGAAUUUGCUGGUUUCGGAGACUUCCAUGCCGCUCAACGUCGCUGCGUUUUUGCCAAUUUUGCCAACGCGAUUUUCUGCACUGCAGCAUAGACAUGAGCCAUGUUGAAGUGGAAAACUGCCAGCCAGGGGUACUGCUUCAAUCGAUAUCAGCGAUCAAGUAUAUUCCAUCGUGGCGAAACGACGGGUCUCGCUAUUCUUCCUGAUCCUGUGCAGAUCCUGUCUGCAGGCUAAUUCUUCGCAGAAGUAACUUCCGGAAACGAUGGCGACGGCGCUGGCGCAAUGGCUCACUACCGAGUUUGCUGUGCGAAAGCCACAUGCUGGUCAGCAACAACGACGAGGAGCCUGAGGCGGCCCUCGCAGAGGCCAACCGUCCACCGGACUCCAAGGUGCAACAGAGAGCGAAGGCUAAUGAUGUGGAAGCCAAGCUGGCGCACGAACUGGCGGCCAAAUUGCGGUCGAGAGAUCUGCACAACGCCUCGUCAAACGAAAAUGAAGAUUCUCCAGUCUACGAAGACGACGACCUGCCCAUACUUGAGAGUAACCGCACGUCCUGUGCCACAACCCAGGAGCCGAUCAUGGUCAUGUCGACGGUGGACGAACCGGUGGAUCGCCUGAGUGACAGCGUGCCUGAAGGAGAGCUGCACGUUUGGGUGUACGAAGCUCGACAGCUGAACGCGCCAUGGCCAAUGACGGACGCCGUCUACGAUGAACAUGGACUGCGUGUACGGUGCACAUUGCUAGGAGCCGUACAGCAGUCGCCAUGCAAUACAUCAGGGAACAGGAGCAACCCGGUGUGGCGUCAGGAACACGACAGGGCUCGCGACGGGCUAGGAGGGCAUUUUGCAUGGGCGUUGGGCCAGCCAGACGUAGCAGCAGGCGACAGACCCAGCGUCGGAGUCGAGGCCAGUGAAUGUAAGCUGGAGAUCGACGUGGUCUGUGGCGAGCGCAUUAUGGGCUCAGCUAGUGUGGCGUUGGAGGAUCUACUGCUUUCGUCUAAAGCUUGUGCAUUCGAGGAAGACGCGACCGAUGGCAGUGAAUUGAAGGUGAUUCGCCUGAGUCCUCAUUGGCUUCCACUGGCUGGAAAUGACGCCGGUCUGCUGCAGAUUUCGCUCGAGUUUGUGCCCGUUCCGGCACAUUUGCAGCGAUAUUCCAGCAAGAGCGAUCUUGUGAGCGUUAGAAGCUCUGGCGUCGUGCUGCAAGACAACGACGCAGAUGGUACGGGUCAGUCCAACGCUGAGGUGAUAGAUCGCAUGCGCAAGGCUCGUUUUGAGCCCCGCGAUCUUGUGGAAUUCUCUCGAGCUGUCCCUUGGCUCGAUCAACGUGACGAUGUGCCUCAACAGGUCGAGAGUUACUCGAACAAGGUUAUCGUAUCAAGAAGUGGAGGAGUCACGAUGUACAUUCCAACGCAAGGAGAGAGCACACCGCCCAAAGCCAAGUAUGUUGGUAGUCCUCCACUAGCACCAAAACCACCCACGGGAUCUUUCGGUUUACGUCCCGGCGGUGACCAGGAGCAGUUGAUGGACAAACAGCUCUGGGAUUUAUACUAUUUCGGCAUUUCGGACGAAGCUCCCGAGUCGAGAGACUCGGACGGCUUCACGCAUCCGACAAGUAUGGGAUUGGACUUUUCUAACGACUUCUCGGACCUUACAAGUCGCUCGGGGGUCUCAAUCUACAGUCGCCAUGCUAGUACGUGCGCCAGUGACGUAUUGGCGUACAAUGAGCUCAUUCAGGACAUGGAGAGUGCUCUCAAGUCUACGAAGGAGAGCUCACCUCCACCUAGUACUGCUUCCAACCAGGAGAACGAGCAACCAGAGACUAAAAGUCCAGCGUCUUCUCCACCCAAACUCCACCUGAAGCUCCGUCGAUUGAGCAAACCGACAAUAAACCUCAGCAAUCCUCUUGAUCGCAUCCAGUCUCUGUGGCACGAGGCUAAAGCUCGAGCAAGCAACAGCAGUACUGGAAGCAACUCACCUAACGAGCGCACUCCACGGAGAAAUAGCGAAAGCAGUCCAAACAGCAGCAUUCCCAGUCCAGUAGUAUUCUGUCCACGGCCGUCUCCAACGAAAGGAGAGGGGAUUAUCCUCUUCGAUCCCCAAAAUCUCCCAGUUCCAAUCCCGUAUCAACGUUCUACCUCACGUGACCAGGCACUGGAAGUAGCCACCAAGGCCGAACGUGAGCGACUAGCUGCAGCAGCAGGACCAAGACGCCGGUCACUCCCGAUAAAUACCUUAUACCGACACGAGAUGCUUCUACAACAACAGCGGAAACGUGCGCAAAGACAGCAACCAGAAGCCCAAAUGAGUCUGCAACCUUCUCUACUGGCAAGUGUGGACCCUCCUCUAGUCAGUCGUGCUCGGAGCGAGUCACUCCACUCCCUUACCGAUGUCUAUCUUCCUAAGACUGGAGAUAUGCACGGCGUACAGGUCACGACUCCAACUACCGAUACAACUGACAGUCCUUCGAUUCGAGGAGCACCGACCCGAGCAACAGCCCGCCGUCAUUCAGGCAGUAACGUCGUGUAUAUCAACGGUGCUCCAUUGUGUGUUGGCAAGUUUAUCAACGUCGGCAAUGUGCCUGGUGUAGUCCGCUACAUCGGCACCACAAGAUUCGCGACUGGUACGUGGGUGGGCAUUGAGCUUUGCGAGCCAAAAGGCAAGAACAGCGGCACCGUCGAUGGCGAAAAAUACUUCAGUUGUGCACCCAACCAUGGCAUCUUCAUUCGGGCCAGUCGCUUGGACCUCUCAUUGCAGUAGGUCUUACUUAAUCUUUCGCAGUGGCGUUUCAUUGCGACGAGCAGCACUUGGAAUUAGCCACGACAACGAAAGUCGAUGUUCAAUCAGGUUUUUAUGAAUCCUCUUGACCUAUCGGAAACAGAGCAGCAUUUACAGGCCGCAAUGCGUGCUGCCAUUCUCUUCCCAGGUAGGCGACGGGGAACGUAAUGCAAAAUAACAAAAAAGUGAUGUUUCGCAUGAUUCUA
Phytophthora nicotianae INRA-310 is the source of this 2997-nucleotide messenger RNA. RefSeq lists its product as hypothetical. The transcript has a single exon. NCBI's taxonomy places the organism in Eukaryota, Oomycota, Peronosporomycetes, Peronosporales, Peronosporaceae. The coding region runs from base 335 to 2773 and encodes 812 amino acids. The record is from RefSeq and is a predicted model, not a curated record.